This is a messenger RNA of Ceratotherium simum simum (southern white rhinoceros), 1515 nucleotides long. The record is from RefSeq and is a predicted model, not a curated record. NCBI's taxonomy places the organism in Eukaryota, Metazoa, Chordata, Mammalia, Perissodactyla, Rhinocerotidae.
UGCGGCGUGGGUGUCAUGGCGGUCUCCGCGCUGGGGUCGGCGUGGGGCCCGCUGCGACUUGGCAGCGUGGCGGCGGCCAGCGGACUGGGCGCCUCAGGCACUGACGGCUACUGCAUGGAGCUGCUGCGGAAACGAGAUUAUGAAGGCUAUUUAUGCUCCCUGCUGCUCCCUGCAGAAUCCAGAAGCUCUGCUUUUGCACUCAGAGCCUUCAAUGUGGAACUGGCUCAGGUUAAGGACUCAGUCUCUGAGAAAACAAUUGGACUGAUGCGAAUGCAGUUUUGGAGGAAAACUGUGGACGAUAUAUACUGUGACAAUCCACCACACCAGCCUGUGGCCAUUGAAUUGUGGAAGGCUGUCAAAAGACAUAAUCUGACUAAAAGAUGGCUUAUGAAAAUCAUUGAUGAAAGAGAAAAAAAUUUGGAUGACAAAGCUUAUCGUAAUAUCCAGGAACUGGAAAGUUAUGCUGAAAACACACAGAGCUCUCUUCUUUAUUUAACACUAGAAAUACUGGGUAUAAAGGAUCUCCAUGCAGAUCAUGCCGCGAGUCACAUUGGAAAAGCACAAGGCAUUGUCACUUGCUUGAGAGCAACGCCGUAUCAUGGAAGCAGAAGAAGGGUGUUCCUUCCCAUGGAUAUUUGUAUGCUGCAUGGUGUUUCACAAGAGGAUUUUCUACGGAAGAAUCAAGAUAAAAAUGUGAGAGAUGUGGUAUAUGAUAUUGCCAGCCAGGCACACUUGCACCUAAAGCAUGCGCGGUCCUUUCACAAAAGUGUUCCUGUGAAAGCAUUUCCUGCCUUUCUUCAGACGGUUGCUCUGGAGGACUAUUUAAAGAAAAUUCAACAAGUGGAUUUUGAUAUAUUCCACCCAUCUUUACAGCAAAAGAAUACAUUACUUCCAUUAUCUUUGUAUAUUCGGUCAUGGAGAAAAAGAUAUUAAAAUUAUGGUACUGGUUUUAAUUUACUUUUAUUUGUUUUACAAAAGUAUACUAGUUAGGGUUCUUGUUUACAAACAAUAGGAACUGACUCUCUUAAGGAGAAAACGAAUGUAUUGGAUGGAUGUGUGUAGCUCACAGAGUUGAUGAGAAGUUGCUCUGGGGCUAGGGUGCCAAGACACUGCCAAGAUUCUGCCUCAGGCACUGCCAUUGUCACCACCAGCCCACACAGUGCCUGCUGUGCCAUCCCUGUAAAGUUGGAGCCCCAGGAGGGAGCAUCGGUUUAGCUCUGCUUAGGCUGCAGGCCAUGCUUCAGCCACCAGAGGGCAGGGAGAAGGAAUGUCUCCUUCCUUCUUCACUCUUGGAGAAGAAGGGGGAAAGGGCUCAAGAAGUGCUGGGUUAGCACACUGAGCAGCCAGAACUCAGGUAUCUAUUACAGCUGGGUCACAAAGAGUGACGUUAAUAUUUGAGGAGUGUCAGUCAUUAUGUUGAGGGCUUUAUAUUCCUAACAUUUAAUCUUUACGACUCUAUGGAAGUGUAUCCAUGAUGAUUACUUCUUUAAGAUAAGACGGCUGGCAAGAGUUGGA